Messenger RNA from Cuscuta europaea, 2609 nucleotides. Lineage: Eukaryota; Viridiplantae; Streptophyta; Magnoliopsida; Solanales; Convolvulaceae. The record is from the annotation of a GenBank genome assembly.
CAAGAAUUUUAAACUACCGACAUUCCACACAUAACAGAAGGGUGUCUGGAUCACAGGCCAUGUGCUCCGUGUGUGAAUUUUGCACAUUACGCCUUCAUCAUCACAAUGAACAAAAAAAAGAAACCAUCCAUGGCAGACUUCGUCAUGUACCGGCUCCUUCCACACAAUACAUGUUUGUUUUAUGAUGUCGUAAUUUUUUGGGUACAAUUUAUGAUCUCUUUAAUAGUAAUUUUGUUAAUGUCCGUUUGGUUACCUAUACUAGUAGCAGCUUAAUAAAGUGCAUACCAUCUUUAAUCGCAUUUCUUUUCUCCGCUAAUCACCCCUUCAGCCCGCCCGAUCGAUCUUGUAAGAUCAAUCCGCUAUUUCAAAGGGCGAAUCUCAGUGACGUUUGCUUUAUCGAGAAAAGCUCCCUUACUCUCUGCUCCUCUUUGUCUUCUCUGAUAUUCUCAACUUGAACUUGAGUGCAAAGCUACCUCUUUUCAUUGGCUAGAGAUCAAAUUGAAAUUUUCCUUUCUCGAAAGCCGAAACUGAGAUUCAUAGUUUCUGGUUGAGUUGAACGGAAGGGUCAUCGUUUUCAGGAGUUUUGAUUUUGGCGCGAGAGGAGUUUAGGAAUAGGAUUUGAGUUGCUGAUAUCUAGUACGGUGUCGCAGGCUUAUCUGGGUUCAAUUUUCAGAUGGUUUCCUUGGGGUUCUUGCUACGGUGGUGAAUUGUGGAAGAGGGCGGUGAAAGAUGCGGAGACGGGCGGCCGAUUAUCAUCGGCGCCCGAUUCGGAGGAGCCUGUCUUUUUGGAUCUGGGCGCUGCUCGGAAUAUUCUUGAUCGCCGGAUGCUUUUUGUUUAUCAUGCAUCAUCAAUAUGAUCGUGGGGAUCGCGUUGAACACCCUAUUUUGGAUAGAGAUGGUUCCAAAAAUUUACAGGUUAUACACGAGCCUCUUAAUUUUACCCAAGAAAUUUUGAGUGCCAGAUCCUACGCCAGACAAUUAAUAGAGCAAAUGACACUUGCCAAAGCUUAUGUAAUUAUUGCAAAGGAGAACAAUAAUCUUCAUCUUGCAUGGCAGCUUAGCUCAAAGGUUAGAAGCUGCCAAUCUUUGCUUUCAAAGGCUGCAACGAGGGAGGAGCCAAUCUCUUUAGACGAAGCAGAGCCAAUCAUUAGAAGCCUCUCAUCUUUAAUCUUCAAGGCACAAGAUGCACACUAUGACAUUGCCACCACAAUGGAAACAAUGAAAUCACACAUUCAAGCAUUAGAGGAGCGAGCAGGUGUGGCAUUUGUACAGAAGGAAGUGUUUGGACUGUUGAGUGCUGAAUCAAUAUCCAGAAAUAUGCACUGCCUAGACGUUAUGCUCACUGCUUAUUGGCUUAAAAAACAGCCUCUGCAAGAUCUUGCAGAGGAGGUUCGAAACUCUCUUCGGUUGGUAGACAAUAAUCUGUACCACUUUUGCAUAUUCUCCAACAAUCUGCUGGCAGUUUCGGUUGUUAUUAACUCGACCGUUUCAAAUGCUGACCAUCCCCAACAGUUCAUUUUCCACAUUGUCACGGAUGAGAUAAACUAUGGGGCAAUGCAGGCAUGGUUCCUAAGCAACGAUUUUAAAGGGUCAACAAUUGAAGUGCAAAAAGUUGAAGACUUUACUUGGUUAAAUGCUUCUUAUUCGCCUGUCGUCAAAGAUAUUACGACGGAUAUUUACCAAAAGUCAAAGUAUGUGUCAUUAUUGACUCACCUCCGGUUUUACAUCCCGGAAAUAUAUCCUGAAUUGGAGAAGGUAGUUUUUCUAGAAGAUGAUGUCAUUGUUCAGAAGGAUCUGGCGUCACUCUUUUUACUGGAUUUGCAUGGUAAUGUGAAUGGAGCAGUGGAAACUUGUCUUGAAGGUUUUCACUUCCUCUACAAGUAUGUCAACUUCUCAAACCCGCUCAUCAGCUCUAAGUUCGACCCACAGGCAUGCGGGUGGGCAUUUGGGCUGAAUGUGUUUGAUUUGAUUGCUUGGAAGAGAGCAAACGCGACUGGUAGAUAUCAUUAUUGGAUAGAGCAGAAUGCUGACAUGACUAUCUGGAAGCUUGGGAUACUUCCUCCUGCUUUAUUGGCGUUUUAUGGGUUGAUCGAGCCAUUGGAUCGGAGGUGGCAUGUUCUGGGGUUGGGCUAUGACCUCGACAUUGAUAGUCGGCUUAUAGAAAGUGCGGCGGUGAUUCACUUCAAUGGGAAUAUGAAGCCGUGGGGGAAGUUAGGCAUCAGCAGGUAUAAGCCUAUAUGGGAACACUACCUAAACCAGAGCGACACUUAUAUUCAAAGUUGUGCCACUCACUGAAAGUGCGUCAAAGGUGUUGGUAAUCCAUUCUUUUCAUCUCCCAAACUCCAAAAUUUGUAGUUGCAUUACUUGUAGAUGAUAGAAGUAGAAAAGUUUUGUCAUUCAAAGGUUCUUUUCUUUUCAUUUCUUUUUAUAGCUUUGAAUUGGAAAAUUAUUCUUAUACAAUUAUAUACAUAGUACUUGCUAAACAAGGAUUUGUGAAUUGGAGGGUAUACACAUCAAAUGAUUUUUUGGCUGAUGAAUUUUUCAUUGUUACUUCUGCGAAUCCAAAUACAUUUGCGCUUCAGAUUUUGAAUGUAAUAUUUCUUAUAAUC